CAUUCCGAGACGAUCUCUUCCUCGGGUCGGCAUUGUUGACGAGGAGGUGUGACCAAUUGAACCUUGCACUUCCAACAUCGUGACUGGAUUGGUGAACUAGGCGGCUCUUGAAGGUGGCUGUGUUCAAGCUCAGGGUGGGAGGGUGCAAGGCCAUAAACCGAGGGGACAUGGCUCAGCAAAUGGAAGAGGCGCCUAAGCCAAAUGACGGAAGUCCAAGAGACUAACAACGAGAACGGGCCUUAACUUGGUCUGCGGUUAAGCCCCAACUUUUCCACUUUCACUGUACGGAGAACGGAGUACCAAAAACCAAGAAGUGCUGAGGGAGAAAGACGACGCCGCCAAUCAGGACUUGAGAAUUGUCGCCUUACCGCUUCGGAAAGCUUGGCCGAGGCUUGACCUUCGCUUGCUUGCGCCGAACCUGCCCUGCACACUUAUUUUUUGCAAGCACAGGCACCUCCACCAGCACAAUCCCAAUUCCAUUUUGUGCGCAUAGAACGGCCAUCAAUCACCUGAUCAACCUCUUCGCGAGCCCCUAUUCUUCAUUCCUAGGACUCGGUUGCGAAGGUGACGGCGAGUUGGAUCGUUCAGCGCGCGAAACCGAGUCACUGGCCGAGCGGUUAGUGAGGAAAACAAAUAUAAAAUUUGUGUGAGGGAACAUAUCUCUCAAGCAAAGAAAAGCUGGAUUAUCAACCCGAGAUGGCGCUUUCUCGCGUGCCUGGGGAUGACGAGAUCUACGUUAGUGGGUAUGUCUUGUCGGUGUUUUGCUGUUCUGCAUUCUCUUCUCCAAUCUCCUCUGUUUGCAUUUCUAUCUAAGCUUCAGGUGUGAAUCCACACGUGAUAGCACAACGCCUCUUCCAGGUUUCGUUCUUCUAUUUUCUGAGUUUUAUUAGUGUCAUUUCUUUAGCUCGUACGAGCUCGAUCGUGUCCCCUUUCGGCAUGGCCUUCUAGUCAGAUUUCUAUCAAAAAGUUUGACGUGGUGAACAUCGACGUUCAUGAUUUAAUCAAUAUUGAUCACACUCAGGAGGACACUGCGCUAACAAUCCCCACAGGGUCUUUGCCCUUCGUCGUAAGUCAGCCCUUGAGCGCUGUGGUAUCACACAUAUUCUCUCAAUUUUAGUCUAUGACUUCAAGGACUACCAAGACUUGGACAAAUACAAGCAUCUUCAGAUCGAUGCUUUGGAUGUCGAGGACGAAAAUUUGCUUGGUGAGUUUGAAAAGACGGGCAAGUGGAUUGAGGAAGCCUUGACGAAUGGAGGGAAAGAUGGAGCUCCGGGUAGGGUCCUUAUUCAUUGGUAAGUUACAUUGUUUUAAUUACUACUCAGGGCAUGAGAGAAGAUACAUAUUGUAAUUGCUUUCUGAUUGCAGAUUCUCCCCAUUGGGUGUUUUCUCAGAUGCAGGAUGGGUCUCAAGAGUACUUUCCUCCGUCUCAAGUUUUCAGUUUAAUUAACUAUAUUAGUGCUAUGGGAAAGUCUCGAAGUGUUACGGUAACGAUCGCAUUUCUACUUCGGAAGUAUCCUCAGCUCUCAGUUGAUUCCGCCCUGGAAAUGAUCAGGCAAGAACGACCCUUAGCUGAGCCCAAUGACGGUUUCAUGGCACAGUUGGAAUUGUACAAAGAGAUGGGCUGCCCAAGAGACAUUGAUGAGCACCCAAAAUAUCAACGCUGGUUGUAUAGGAGAACGGUAGAUGAGGCACUUGCCGCUGGCUCUGCUCCAGAAAUGAUCAGGUUCGAGGACGAGGUGAAGCAGGAGAAUACCGAAGGCAGUGAAAAGGAGCUGCGGUGUAAAAGAUGUCGGUAUGUCUUGUUUUUGAAUCACUAUACAUUUCUCACAAAGAGAGACAAAUGGGUACUAAGUCUUUUAGACGCACUUUGGCAACAACUACAUACCUGAUUCCCCAUGCCCCGGCCUCAACCACGCCCUCUGGAUCAACAAAAAAUUCUGCGUCAACAACCUGCACACAUCACUUCCUCCACCCGCUGUCAUGGAUGCGUCCAACACUCUCCCCAGAAAUCGAAGAGGAUGGCGGACCCGGUCCACUCACUGGCCGGCUUGAAUGCCCUAAUCUCAAAUGCCUUGCUCAAGUCGGGCGUUUCGCAUGGCAAGGAAUGAGAUGCAGUUGCGGCGUUUGGGUAUGUCCGGCAUUCUCAUUGCAGAAAGGGAGAGUCGACGAAGUGAUAUACAAAGGCAAGGUAGAAGACGUAGGUAUUGGUCCUCAGGCAUCGACUGCUAUGGCAAGGGGAGCUUCAGAUGAUGCAAAUGUGGUUGCGAAGAUGAGGGGUUUAAGCAUUCGACUUCCACCAGGGAUGAAAACUGCCCAGGGUAGUAAACCUAGCGAGAAUCUAUGAUAGGAUACAUCGAUGUUCCGGGUAUGAUUCCUUUCCGUGCUGACCCUUUUUGUCCUGGGUCUCACGGCCCGUUCAUCUCGCCGAUCUGGCUAAGCGAAAUCGCGGAAUGGGAAGUGAAGGGUUCUUCAAACCCAAGGCCGAGAGGAAGGGGGUAUUGUGUAUCACCGUGCCGUUGUGGUACCUAAGGUUACCUUGCUGACAGAGAGACGAGAUGGUGUUAUUGUAAAGUCCCUUUCAACGCCACGGUCUUGCGCGGGUGAUCCGGUAGAUGUAAAUCUCACAUCAUCAAUACACAAAGAAGAGGCUGAGCUGAGAAUUCGUACAUUUUAUUUGAUCUCAAUCCCG
Molecule: messenger RNA, 2689 nt
Organism: Hymenoscyphus albidus
Lineage: Eukaryota; Fungi; Ascomycota; Leotiomycetes; Helotiales; Helotiaceae
Source: the annotation of a GenBank genome assembly